AAGGGCUGCAGUCUCGCCGAUCGAUCAGUUCAAUUUUUAAGUUCUUAAGUGAUAAGUGAUGGAUAAUUGGAGCCCCGAUAACAUGUCCGCCAUGCCCCUGAGCCACAUGGUGCGUCCCCAGGGAUUCGGUUUGGAGCAACUGCGUCGCACCUUGGGCAACUCGGCCAUUAGGGAGCAAUGCUACUUCAUCUAUGGGACCAACAAUGUCCUGGAGAUCAUCGUGGGAUUCGAGCAACUGCUCGCCCACGAGGAGAUCGAGUUUGGAGCCGAGCAGCUGGCAGCAGUGCAUGUGGCCGGGAUAAUGGUAUUCCUGUUGCAUCACGAGGAUCUGGCCGGUACCCAGGUGAAGAGGACCCUGUUCCUGCAGAGAUGCUUCGAUUAUAUGGCCUGCACCGAGGAAACCCAUGUGCAUCAGUUGUGCGUGGAGAUCCUCAACCUGCUGGACGCCAAUGACUCCAGCGUCAUGAUGAACCUGAUCCUGUGCUGCCGCAUGGCCAGCCCCUUGAGCACCAUGGCGCGUGUGGUGGGCACCUGCCUGCUGUGGUCUCUUCUCGAUCGCCUCACCGAGAUCGGCCUGGAAUCACAUAUAAUGCGUCCCUAUGGUACUCUCCUACUGGCAGUGGCUGUCGUGAAUCCCGGUCUAUAUCUGGAUUCCUACUUGCAUGCCCUGCACCUGGUGGUGCGUCUAAUUGCUUCGCUUUUGGUGCUGGGACCACUCGGCGGACAGCCGCAAAAGUUAUGCCACGAGGCUGGAAUAUCCGAGGAGCUGAUGCAACUCACCAAGGAUGAUGCGGCGGUCAUAUUCCGCUGGCUGAUGGCCAUCGUGGAGGAGCUGCGCCCCCAAAUGGUGUUGGGCAACGAUCUGGGCCACCUGGAGGAGCGUCUUGUGCUGCUGGAAGCUGUCUGCGAACUGAUGCAGUUACUCCAUGGCCAUAUGAUCAAGUUCUAUCAGGAGGCCAAGAUUCUACCGGCUCCCAAAGAUGUCAACAAUAGAAAUCUUGAAAAGUGGCGCUAAAACUUUUGUAAACAAACACCACUUUAUAACUGUAACUGAAGAGUGAUGCCAGAUCGGGCCAAGGGUAACUACGGUCACUCUAAAGCCA
Drosophila bipectinata is the source of this 1103-nucleotide messenger RNA. RefSeq lists its product as uncharacterized. The record is from RefSeq and is a predicted model, not a curated record. Lineage: Eukaryota; Metazoa; Arthropoda; Insecta; Diptera; Drosophilidae.